This is a messenger RNA of Triticum aestivum (bread wheat), 1160 nucleotides long. RefSeq names its product nudix hydrolase 11. The record is from RefSeq and is a predicted model, not a curated record. Bases 31 to 933 code for a protein of 300 amino acids. The transcript has 4 exons. NCBI's taxonomy places the organism in Eukaryota, Viridiplantae, Streptophyta, Magnoliopsida, Poales, Poaceae. Gene Ontology annotation, biological process: coenzyme A catabolic process. Gene Ontology annotation, molecular function: coenzyme A diphosphatase activity.
GUUGCUCUUAUUCCUCACGCGGAUCACGCGAUGUCGACGAGCCCGGUCAUCGGUAGGUGCGAAGCGCAAAUCUUCGGGCACCAUCGACAGCGACGCCUCCAAAGUCCAAACCCCACGCACUCGGCAUUGCCGCCGGCACCACGAUAUCACCGCUCCGCCGGUGUCAUGAGGCCUCUGCUCUCCCGCCUAUUCGCCCCCAGUCACAUCGCCAUGGCCGCCCCCUCCGCAUCGCCGUCCCGACGGCUCGCCCACCUCACACGCCACCUCCUCGCCUCUUCCUCGUCCUCCCCCUCCGGCGAGCUCUCCUCGGUGGGCGCCCCCGCCGCCGCCGCCUCCGGCCCAGCCCGCGCGGCCGCAUCCAAGGCCUUCGCCGCCGUGCUGGUCUGCAUCUUCGAGGACACACGCGGGGACCCCCGCGUCCUCCUCACCAAACGCGCCUCCACCCUCUCGUCCCAUUCAGGGGAGGUGUCGUUGCCGGGAGGCAAGGUGGAUCAGGGGGAUGUGGAUGUUAAGGCCACGGCUCUGCGGGAGGCAGAGGAGGAGAUUGGGCUGGACCCGGCGCUUGUAUCUGUUGUGACAGUUCUUGAGCCCUUCUUGUCCAAGAAUGGCCUUGAUGUUACUCCUGUAAUUGGCAUUCUUUCGGAUAGAGCUCUAUUCAAUCCUGUCUUGAAUAAAGCUGAAGUGCAAGACAUCUUUGACGCCCCUCUGGAGAUGUUUCUGAAGGAUGAUAACCGGACAACAAGACAAAGGGACUGGAUGGGGAAGACUAUUCCGGUCCAGUUCUUUGACUACGAGGCAGAGGGCAAAAAAUAUGUCAUUUGGGGCUUAACCGCACACAUUCUGACCCGUGCUGCAUCAGUCGUUCUACAGAGACAGCCAUCAUUCUCUGAACUUCCGAAUAGACCAGAAACUAUUCCCACCAGCAAGCACUGAUGGGCUGAAAACUCGGGCAGCAAUAUUGAUAUGUAAUUGUAGCAAUUUUUACACCCCAUUUACUGGUACAAGAGGUUAUCAGAAGUCUAAAACUAAACAGUUAAUGUAUAUCUGUAGAGAUGUAAUUUGCAUUGCAUGUAUAGCCCAGGAAGUAGUAUCCUGGAACAUUUUGUGAGAUCCUCUUUUGAGUUCAGAGUCAAGACAAUGAACGCUCUGUGGAAUGUGAA